Daucus carota subsp. sativus is the source of this 1897-nucleotide messenger RNA. RefSeq lists its product as hypothetical. Lineage: Eukaryota; Viridiplantae; Streptophyta; Magnoliopsida; Apiales; Apiaceae. Bases 218 to 1183 code for a protein of 321 amino acids. The transcript is spliced from 2 exons. The record is from RefSeq and is a predicted model, not a curated record.
UGAUCGCUGGAAGGUUUUACUUAUCACUGUGAUCCGCCUCUGACCCUUUUUCUUGAAAUCUCUCCGGUAUCUGAUACCCCUGUUAUCACAAAUUCAUCUCUGUCCUAGCCCCAGCUGUGCAAUCCCAACUACAAAGAAAAGGGUAAAUCAUCAAGCUUUUCAUUCAAAUUACAGUAUUAAUAGUUGCUUGAUUCAUAUACAUAUAUAUAGAUAUAGCAUGCUGAAAUUUGUAAGCAAUUCUGCUGUUUUCAAUUUUAUUCACUUCAACAAAACAUUACAAACCCUAUCCCCAAUUAUUAGUUAUCAAUUGUAUUGUCAUUUUAGUUCAACCCCAUCAUCUAAUUUAGCUCCUAGUGCCUGUCCAACCAAUGUUGCAAUUUUCUGGGACUUAAAUAACAAACCCCCCAAAGAAAUUUCUCUUUUCGAUGCUGCGGUUCGGAUAAAGAAAGCAUCUUUGACAUUUGGGGUUGUUAGGUAUAUGGCGGCUUUCGGUAAUCGAAACUGGUUGAAUUCUGUUAAGGUAGAGGGUAAUGUGAUGAAGGGUAAUAUGGGGAAUGUUAGUAGUGGUGGUGUUAAAGUGGAGCGGAGUUUUUGUGCGGUUUGUGGGAGGCGGUUUUAUAAUAGUGAGAGGCUUGUUAAUCAUUUUAAGCAAGUUCAUGAGGCGGAGCAGAGGAAGAGGGUGAAUCAGAUUGAGUCGGCGAGAGGGAGUAGGAGGGUGAAGUUGGUGGGGAAGUUUUCGAUGAAAAUGAGGAAGUAUAAGAAUGCUGUGAGGGAUGUUUUGAAUCCGCAUGUGGGGAAUGGUUUAUCGGAUGAUUUGAAGAGGGCGGGGUUUUGGGUUAAGGCUAUGUCGGAUAAACGUGAUGUGGCGGGUGAUGAGUUGGGUAAAUGUAUAUUGAAUGUGAUAGAUAUGAGACAGGUUGAAUGUAUGGUGCUUGUUUCUGAUGAUCCGGAGUUUGUGAGUGUUUUGAAGGAGGCGAAAGUGAGAGGGUUGAAGACGGUUGUUGUUGGCGAUAGGCAAGAUGGAGAGUUGAAGAGGAUUUGUGAUGCUGCUUUUUCUUGGAAGGAGAUUAUCUUAGGAAAAGCUAAGAAGCAAGCUGUGUCAGUUGUGGGCCAUUGGAAGGAUCGUGAUGUUUUGAAAAGCUUGGAGUGGUCGUAUAAUCCAGAAACAGAGAAAACUCAGUAGUGAACUUUAUCAAUGGGAUGUUGAGGGCAUGAACACAAAAUUUUGUAUGAUGUAACAAGGGUUCGCUGAUUGACAAAAAGGCUUUACUUGUACAAGAAUCUCAAUUCAAAAAUGGAGCAUAACUUGUAUACCCCCUUGACAGGACAUGCAAAUGCAAUUUUACUGGAUGACAGAGGAUCUCAAACGAAAGCAGCAAUCACCGGAAGAUGGCGUUACUAAACUCUAUUAAGUAUGGAGGUUUCAUAUAUUGUACUUUGUGUUGUGUGAUUCUCCAGCAUUGUAAUUCUGCACAAUUGGAUCCAGAAUGUAGUCCGUAUAUAUUAGCAACUUGUUCUUGGAGUAUCGUCUUGGCUAACAUUCUCCGACGAACAGAAGAAUGAACAGGAGUCCACUGUAAUCACUCGCAUAUGUUUCUGUAGCUUGGAGUUCCGAAUUGAAAUGGCAGCCUGGCCAUCAGUAUUUGGAGCAUCAGGAGAUCAUUGUGAUUAAUUGUCUUUAAGCCUGACAACUGUUAAUUGUUCUACAAGAACAACAUCCCAUGCAAGUAUUUGUCCUCUAUGGAUCUUAGAUAUGUUCAUUGGCAAAUAUUAAACCAACAAACGGUUAUAUGGUUAUUUGUCCUCUAUGCAGCACUUAUGUGACAAUUUAAUUAUAUGCGGAUGAAAAACAUGUAUAUAUAGAAUAGUUACUUUUGUAUAUAGAAAAAUGCAUACA